AUGAGUAUGAUGCUGUCCAACCCUCUCGUACCUGUGCAUUUCAGUUUGAUCGACAGCCUUCGAGAAGAUGCGUUUGCGGCAACACUCAAGUUCGGGAGAUUGAUGUGGUGCAUCUUCGACAACGAGCGUCGUCCUCGCCAACGUGCCUACACGGGCUACCACGUGGAUACUCCAUCGAGUGAUACAUCCCCACCACAAACACUCGGCUCGGUCGACCUGCAUUGUGAUUUCAAUACUAGUAGCACGUUUGAGGCGAUGUGUUCGGCUAUAUGCUCGGCUAUGGUGACGAACCAGAGCACCAAAAAACUUUGCAUGUACAUCUCGAUGCCAGCCGAUAGGAUCAAUAAUGCUGAAUGCGUACGCAAAUGGAAAUGGCUCACUUACGCCUUUUUCUCGAAUCGAGCUCGCCAGUCCUCAGCACUCGAGUCGCUAGUACUUGCUUUCCAUGACAGUUUGGCGGUCGAAUACGCCGAAGCCUUUGCGUCGAUCUUGACAUCGGACCACCCAGACGAAGAUCUUUGCGGCUGUCCAAGUCCCACAUAG
Messenger RNA from Phytophthora sojae, 543 nucleotides. RefSeq lists its product as hypothetical. Lineage: Eukaryota; Oomycota; Peronosporomycetes; Peronosporales; Peronosporaceae. The record is from RefSeq and is a predicted model, not a curated record. The transcript has a single exon. Bases 1 to 543 code for a protein of 180 amino acids.